GCUGGAGCUGGCGGAGUGUCAGAGGCGGCGGCGGGAGGCGGGCGGCAGCAGCAUCUCCGAAGAAGCAGCGGCAUCGGCACCGGCUCCCGGCGCAGCCCCGCCGGGCCCAGGUGCUGAAGGCUCCAGUAGGGCGGCAGACCCCCUGCCACCACCACGCUGCUCCGUCCUCGAUGCCGGGGCCCUGGCUGCCCUCACCUUAACGGGCAGUGCUGGGUGACAUGGGGCGUGCGGAUCCCCAGCCAGCACCAGCACACCCCAUGGCGGUCCCCAUUGCUGCCUGGCUCUGGCUGAUGCACCUGGCCUCCUGCCUGGCUGCUGGGCACGGCUCCAGCCACAGCAAGAAGGAGAUCAGCACUGAAGGGGACCUGGUCAUCGGGGGGCUCUUCCCCAUCCAUGAGAAAGGAGUGGGGAGCGAAGACUGUGGCAAAAUCAAUGAGCACCGGGGCAUCCAGCGCCUCGAGGCCAUGCUCUUUGCACUGGAUGAGAUCAACAAGGACCCAAGCAUCCUGCCGGGGGUGAGACUGGGUGCCCACAUCCUGGACACCUGCUCCAAGGACACCUAUGCUCUUGAGCAGUCGCUCGACUUCGUCCGCGCAUCCCUGACCAGAGUGGACGGCUCCGAGCACAUCUGCCCCGAUGGCUCCUAUGCUGUCCAUGAUGACGUGCCCACAGCCAUCACUGGUGUCAUCGGGGGUUCCUACAGCGAUGUUUCCAUCCAGGUCGCCAACCUGCUGCGGCUCUUCCAGAUCCCGCAGAUCAGCUACGCCUCCACCAGUGCCAAACUCAGCGACAAGUCUCGCUAUGACUACUUCGCCCGCACCGUCCCGCCUGACUUCUACCAAGCCAAAGCCAUGUCGGAGAUCCUCCGCUUUUUCAACUGGACCUACGUCUCCACGGUGGCCUCAGAGGGCGACUACGGCGAGACGGGCAUUGAAGCUUUUGAGCAAGAAGCCCGCAUGCGCAACAUCUGCAUCGCCACCUCGGAGAAGGUGGGACGCUCCAUGAACAAGAAGACCUACGACGGCGCGGUGCGGGCGCUGCUGCAGAAGCCCAAUGCCAAGGUGGUCGUGCUCUUCACACGCAGUGAGGACGCCCGGGAGCUGCUGGCAGCCGCCCACAGAGCCAAUGUCUCCUUCAUAUGGGUGGCCAGCGAUGGGUGGGGAGCCCUGGAGAGCGUGGUGGCGGGGAGCGAGGCGGUGGCAGAGGGAGCCAUCACCAUCGAGCUGGCAGCGUACCCCAUCCAGGAGUUCGCCGCAUACUUCCUCAACCUCCAUCCCUACAAUAACAGCCGAAAUCCCUGGUUUCGGGAGUUUUGGGAGCAAAAGUUCAAGUGCAGCCUUCACAUGCAGGACUGCAGCCGGCACUCCCUAAAGACGGGAAAGUUUGAGCCAGAGUCCAAGAUCACCUUUGUGGUCAAUGCGGUCUACGCCAUGGCUCACUCGCUUCACAACAUGCACCGGGCGCUGUGCCCCAACACCACCAAGCUCUGCGACUCCAUGAAGCCUGUCAAUGGCAAGAGGUUCUACAAGGACUUCAUGCUCAAUGUUAAUUUUGAUGCUCCAUUCAGGCCAGCAGACACUGAGAGCGUUGUUCGAUUUGACCGCUACGGUGACGGGAUUGGGCGCUACAAUAUCUUCAACUAUCACCGCAUGGAUGGGCGGUACCGGUACCAGAAGGUGGGCUACUGGGCCGAGGGGCUCAUCCUCAACACCAGCCUCAUCCCCUGGGCAGAGGUGUCCAUCCCAGUGUCCCAGUGCAGUGAUCCAUGCAAGAAGAACGAGAUCAAAAGCAUGCAACCAGGAGACAUCUGCUGCUGGAUCUGCAUCCCCUGCCAGCCCUACGAGUUCCUGCUGGAUGAGUUCACCUGCAUGGACUGUGGUUUGGGUUACUGGCCCAAUGAGACCCUGAAUGGCUGCUACGAGUUGCCCCAGGAGUACAUCCGUUGGAAAGAUGUCUGGGCCAUCGGUCCCGUCACCAUCUCUUGCUUGGGAUUUAUCUCCACUCUCUUUGUUUUUGGUGUCUUCAUGAAGAACAAUGACACUCCCAUUGUGAAGGCCUCUGGACGGGAGCUCUGUUACAUUCUCUUGACCGGGGUCCUCAUGUGCUACAGCAUGACCUUCAUCUUCAUUGCAAAGCCUUCCACCGAGGUGUGCACGCUCCGGCGCCUGGGGCUGGGCACAUCUUUUGCUGUCUGCUAUUCGGCCCUCUUGACCAAGACAAAUCGCAUCGCCAGGAUCUUCAGCGGGGUGAAGGAGGGGGUCCAGCGCCCUCGCUUCAUCAGCCCCACAUCACAGGUGGUCAUCUGCAUGGCCCUCAUCUCCUGCCAGCUGAUCAUCGUCAUCAUCUGGCUCCUGGUGGAGACCCCUGGUACAGGCAAGGAGACCGAGCCUGACAAGAGGUACAUUGUCACCCUCAAGUGCAACAACCGUGACUCCAACAUGCUCAUUUCGCUCACCUACAACGUCCUCUUGAUUGUCCUGUGCACGGUCUACGCCUUCAAGACACGGAAAUGCCCUGAAAACUUCAAUGAGGCCAAGUUCAUUGGCUUCACCAUGUACACGACCUGCAUCAUCUGGCUGGCCUUCCUGCCCAUCUUUUAUGUGACCUCCAGCGACUACCGAGUGCAGACCACCACCAUGUGCAUCUCAGUGAGCCUCAGCGGCACGGUGGUCCUCGGCUGCCUCUUCACUCCCAAGCUCCACAUCAUCCUCUUCCAGCCACAGAAGAAUGUGGCCAGCCACCGCGUGGGCACGGCGCGCUUCAGCAUGGCGGCCGCUGGCUCCAGCCAGUCCCACGGCUCGGCCUCACAGUACGUGCCCACAGUGUGCAAUGGCCGCGAGGCGGUAGACUCCACGAUGUCGUCCUUGUGAAGGCUGGGGGGAGGCCAUGCCCCAGCCCAUCCCUUCACAGGGAGCAGC
Tympanuchus pallidicinctus (lesser prairie-chicken) is the source of this 2918-nucleotide messenger RNA. It is a transcript of the gene GRM2, whose product is annotated as glutamate metabotropic receptor 2. NCBI's taxonomy places the organism in Eukaryota, Metazoa, Chordata, Aves, Galliformes, Phasianidae. Gene Ontology annotation, molecular function: group II metabotropic glutamate receptor activity. The record is from RefSeq and is a predicted model, not a curated record. Bases 219 to 2870 code for a protein of 883 amino acids. Gene Ontology annotation, cellular component: membrane. Gene Ontology annotation, biological process: G protein-coupled glutamate receptor signaling pathway; regulation of synaptic transmission, glutamatergic. The transcript has 6 exons.